GGGGCCGACCGGGAGCGGAAGCCGAGGGAGCGGCGGGAAGAUGGCGGCGCCGCCGCAGCCGCAGCCGGGACCGCCCGCCGCGCCUGCGCCGCCGCCGCUGUCGGCCGCUCCCGGGCCGGGACAAGGAGCGGGACCGGGACCGCCGCUUCCGGCGCAGGUGGCGGCCGCGCAGGCGCAGGACUUCGACCCGGUGCAGCGGUUCCGGCUGCUCAUCCCGCAGCUGAAGGAAAGCCUGCAGACGCUGAUGAAGGUGGCGGCGCAGAACCUGGUGCAGAACUCCAACAUCGACAACGGGCAGAAGAGCGCCGACGGAGCCUUGCAGCGCUUUGACAAGAGCCUGGAGGAGUUCUAUGCGCUGUGUGACCAGCUGGAGCUCUGCCUUCGCCUGGCGCACGAGUGCCUCUCGCAGAGCUUCGACAGUGCAAAGCACGCACCUGCGCUGGUGCCAGCGGCCCCCAAGGGCGAGGGGGCUGCCGGUGAGAGCCUCCCCUACACCCAGUACCUGCCCCUCAUCAAGGCACAGAUCGCAGGCGCCAAGGACAUCCACAAUGCCCUGCUGGAGGGUGCCAACAAGAUCACCGGCAAGCUGCCCCCCACGGGGGGGCCCUGACGAGGCUGUGGGGGUAGGCAGCGGGCAGUCCCCCUCCCUCUCCCCCGGCAGCCCUGUGACAAUAAAGGCACCCACACUCA
Messenger RNA from Gallus gallus (chicken), 690 nucleotides. RefSeq names its product mediator complex subunit 29 (gene MED29). The transcript is spliced from 4 exons. Gene Ontology annotation, molecular function: transcription factor binding; transcription coregulator activity. NCBI's taxonomy places the organism in Eukaryota, Metazoa, Chordata, Aves, Galliformes, Phasianidae. Bases 41 to 610 code for a protein of 189 amino acids. The record is from RefSeq and is a predicted model, not a curated record. Gene Ontology annotation, cellular component: mediator complex. Gene Ontology annotation, biological process: regulation of transcription by RNA polymerase II.